Cyprinodon tularosa is the source of this 1638-nucleotide messenger RNA. It is a transcript of the gene olig3, whose product is annotated as oligodendrocyte transcription factor 3. The coding region runs from base 162 to 998 and encodes 278 amino acids. The record is from RefSeq and is a predicted model, not a curated record. The transcript is spliced from 2 exons. Lineage: Eukaryota; Metazoa; Chordata; Actinopteri; Cyprinodontiformes; Cyprinodontidae. Gene Ontology annotation, molecular function: protein dimerization activity.
GGAGUGUCCUCCUCAUACAGAGGGAGAGAAAGCCUGCAGCCACGGAAGCAAAGCGGGGCAGGACGCACUCAGGCGACAACAGGCGAGUGAAAGCUCAGGAAACAGAGGAGGAAAGAGACUGAAGAGAUUCCAGCCCGAGCAGCAGAGCAUCUUCCCCGGAUAUGGACGGCAUGUUUCUGAGAGACCACCAUCCGCACCAUCUUCACCACCUCCACCAACACGUCGGCUCAUCUGUGACCUCCUCCACACAGGGCGGUGAGCACCAGCGCCAAAAGUUGACCAGCGGAGAACACCUGCGCGCCGGAGACGCAAAGUCCGCCUCUGUGGGAAGCAGCAGCAGCAGCAGCAGCAACAAGUACAAACUGAAGAAGCAAGUCACCGAGGAGGAGAUGUACCAGCUGCGACUCAAGAUCAACGGUCGGGAGAGGAAACGCAUGCACGACCUCAACCUGGCCAUGGACGGACUGCGCGAGGUGAUGCCUUACGCGCACGGGCCUUCGGUGCGGAAGCUGUCCAAGAUCGCCACGCUACUACUGGCCAGGAACUACAUCCUGAUGCUCACCAGCUCCCUGGACGAGAUGAAGCGGCUGGUAGGGGAGAUCUACGGCGGGCAGCACUCUGCCUUCCACUGCGGGACCGUGGCGCACGCAGCCAGCGCCGGCGGACACUCUGCGGGACCAGCCGCCGCUGCUGCAGCCGCCGCUGCUGCUGCCGCUGCGCAUCAGGUGCACCCUCUUCUUGGAGGUGCGCUGUCCUCCUCCACAUCCUCCACUUUGUCCAGUGCGCUACCCGGACUCACAUCCAUCCGAGCCCCCCACGCACUGAUGAAGGGCUCCCCAGCUGCACCCCCGGCCCUUCAACUGGGCUCCGGCUUCCAGCACUGGGCCGGCCUGCCAUGCCCCUGCACCAUCUGUCAGGUGCCUCCUCCUCCGCACAUCCCAAUCACCUCCACGGGUCUGACAAGACUCACAGGGGAGGGGAAGGACGGUCUGAAAUGAUGUCCGACACACUGCAGAGACUGGGAGAUCAUCUGACAUCUGUACAUAACUAAAUCGUGGCAUGGGGUGCAUGUUGUCGUAAAGAUGUUUUCUUGUUAAACGUAUAACAUAAAGAAAGAAAUCUCCUUGUAACAAGGACUUAUAAAGGCUGUAUUUUUGUUUUGCCACGUGCAGGUAAAAAGUGCAGCAGAAUGCAAAUUUUCUCUGGUGUUUGAAUGAAGUUAGUUUCACGCUACAUUGUGAUGAAGACUGCAUGAACCUUUUGUUUUUAUUAUUUUACAUCAGGCGUCAUUUUGUGAAAACGAAGAAUGCUUUCUGUGCCUUGUACCAAGGAUUUUAGUUUUGAGGUUUAUGAGUUUUGCUGAAACGAUUUUCCAGCAGCGUGGCUUAUUAUUUGUUUAUUGAUUGUGCAAAAAUACUGUUUAUGUUUGUUUUGUUUUAUUUUAUUUUUUUUGAAAAGGUUUCUUUUCUUGCAUGUUUGUAUUAUGAUCUUGGCAUGAAUGUUUUUGCGUAAAGACUUUGCCCAGAGACCCCGUGUGUUUAUUUUUGUACAUUGUUGAUGACUGAUUCAAGCAAAUAUUUAUUAUCAUCCAGAGGUCCUGGAAGAAAUUUCAAUAAAACUGGAAUUGUGGAUCAUAAA